Messenger RNA from Meleagris gallopavo (turkey), 5297 nucleotides. The record is from RefSeq and is a predicted model, not a curated record. Lineage: Eukaryota; Metazoa; Chordata; Aves; Galliformes; Phasianidae.
AGCACUUGUUUUUAAUUUUGUGACAAAAAAAAAUCUGGAAUUUUUGUUUUUCCUUCAGGAAAGUGUAUGUGAUAUGCUGAUUGACCAGGAUUUGUUCCAACCCUUAAUAAUGGGUUUACGAAGGGUUAAUCAAAGAUAAAUAGCAUUAGGAGCAUGUUACAGAUGCACAUAUUGUAGAUAAAAACACCAAAUUGAUUAACGAGGACUGAGAGGUUGACAAACAUCUGACAGAACUCGAGACAACCCCUAUCAGAUGAGCAGGAAUCCAUUAGGAUACCUGUUAAUUGUUUCAUACAACAAUAAGUGUUUAAUACAAACAAGUGAAGCACUGCCGACAACAUUACAGCACACAGAGGAAAGCACUGCUGAGAUGUGGGGCUGUUUUGGGGGUGAACUUCCCCAAUUUUGGUGUCCAUCUCCCCUUUGCCUCUUUGCAGUGCCUCCAAUUAACUCUUUCGCAUCUUCACGCUCGGCCCCAGGGUCAGCUCCACUUUGCUUUCCCAGAACACAGCAUCACUGCACACAUCAGGAGCUCCCGAAAACUUUCCCAACUUCUUUUUCUUUUUUUUUUUUCUUUCCCUUUUCGUUUUGUCCAUUUGCUUUUCAUUUCCCCAUUCCAUGUCACUACGGCCUUCCCCACCGGCAAAGCCACGGCGACAAAAUGGCCGUCAGGCAGCCAUUUUGUGGGAGCCGGCAGUGGCUGCGGGCAGCUCUGUGUUCCCCUGCCUCCCUCUGCCUGCUCCUGCCGUGGCUCCAUGGGGCUGAAAGGACUCUCAGAAACUCAGCAUUUCCCUCUGGGAAGUCCUGUCCGUGCCCGGCACAUUUUGGCACCGAGCUCAGCGCUGCUGCUAUACAAAGGCUGAAAGCUGCGCCUGCUUUGAACGGAGCGACCUUGUUGUUGCAUGGUUUCCUCCCCCCUCCUCCUCCAUUUCAUUCAGUUCUCCUUAAUAAGCCAGAUCAGCUCCUCAAAGCUGUUCAAGCUCUUUUCCAAAGCUCCGUACCACCACGAUUUGAAAGGCAGAGGCUCUGCUGGGCCUCUUCGGCCUUCAGACCCACAGACAGUUGUGGGUCCACCAUGAGGCAUCUCCUGGGGGUCCCCAUUGUUGGCUGCAGUCACUUUUCCAUCUCAAAAUACAAGCAGGAAAGCCGGGAUGGAAUGGACAUUUUACCUACAUGAAGGAUCUUGCUGGGAAGAACCUAGCUGUCAUUCACCUUCCAAUUCCUAUCCCACAUUUGGCUUAUUUUUAUGCCCUGGAAUGGGUCUGGAGUGGGAGAACGGCAGUACUGCUCCCCAAAAAUCUGUGCUCAGAAAAUGGUGUUUUUCUGAUUCGCAGAGGUCAAGUGUCUAAAAAUCUUCCAAAAUUCCAGGUUUCAUGAACUCAGAAGGCAGUGGAUGGCUUUGGGGUAUGGGCUCCUGACCCCUGUAGACCCUUUUGGCUGUUUUAUGCAGAUUUUUGCAGUGCAGUAUUGCAUUUAGGCACUUGUAAAUGGAGUGGUUCAGCGGCAGUGUGCUGGAAGGGAAGGUUUUAUGCCUGAAAACUGGGAAGCCAUCGUGGUGGGAAGGUGCCUGGAGACAGGAGCAGGACCUGCCCAGGGUGGUCCCACUGCCAGCUUUCCUAUGGACUCAUCUUGUGAUCUUUGGCAGAUUUGGUCACAUUGCUGCUUCUUUCCUCAUCUUUAGACCAUAAUCCAUCCUGGAGAGGGGCCAUCGUUACAGCACCAGCUGUGACAAUGGUGCAGGGGCCACGAAAGUCACACUGAUCCUUACAGCAUUUCUAAAUUGUCCUAUUUGACUGCUUUCUUCAUAGGUCCUGGCAGGAUCAGGAUUGCAGUGUCAGCAGCUUGGUAUUCUUGAAAUCUACACUCAUUAAGACAAUUAUCAUAAUUAAAUCUCCUGUUUUCAGGAUUACUCGUAGAAGUCAGAAGGGAUUUUUUUUUUCUCCUCCCCACAUAUAAUUAGAUUGAUGGAAAUGAGGGGCUAUGUAAUGUAAUUUCCCAUCCACAGUUUGAUAUUAACCCAAACUCCUAUUCUUUGCAGUGUUAUCAAAAGUGAGUCUGUAAACGCCUGCUCCUCUGGUUGGUGUCUGUGGCACCACGUUAAGCUUUGGGAAGCUAAAACACUUUCAGAUAGAAAACCUGGAGUCAGAAGGAACUCACAAGGAUCACUGAGCCUAACUCCUAAACUUCUGACUAAAUGAAUCCCUCCGUUCCUGAUGGUAAAUGCUGCAAAGCUCUGAUUGCUGCUGCAUUAAGCAUUAAGGAGGGAGGUUUAACCUCUGUGCAUCAUUUGCUAAGCCAAUAAAACAGGAAGAAUAUUAUUUACCAUCAAAAGGCUGUUUGGGAUUCAAAGCGCUUGGCGCCGUGGAUGGGUUGGGUACUUUAAUGCUAUAGGAAUUAACCCUGCAACGCUGAUUUUCUGACACUGUUUAUAUGUUAUCACACAGGGAGAGACCUGGGCCAGAUGGCCUGGCACAGUGGGUCAUCCCAAGGCUGAGUUUGUCAAAGGAAAUUAAAAGAAUUAACUGGGCUGUGCUGACUGCUAGUUGAGAAGAAUUUCUGGACAGCUCGGUGAAGGAAUGUAGGCACUUUCCAAGCCUCGCUGCAGAGAUAUCCUUUUUCCUGCCCAUCUUAAACUCUCACCUUGGGGAUCCCAGCUACAAUAGCUGACCAGAGCUUUGGGUAUCUCGCUCAUGCACUCUGCUGCCUGUUAGCUGUGGAAACACAAUUAAUUAGGCAUCCUCUGUCCCUUUGGUGGGCUAUGCCUUAGCCCCUGCAUCUCCCUUCCAGCUGUGGGCAGAUGGGACCCCUCCUGCUUCACAGCACUGAGUUCUUUUGGGAAGUCCUUCGGGUCUCUGCUGUGUUGCACAUGCAGCCCCUUAAUGUGCUGCUGGUGACUCCCUUUUCCUUAGAUCCUCCUUUAAUCUUUAAGGGAAAAUCUUUCUCAUUGCAAGAGAACCACACACAUCUUCUAAACUGCCAGCGUAAUACCUUGCAUCUGUAGUUAGGUGUACAGAGAAUGAAAAAGCCUCAGAAGGUGAGCCAAGGGCUUGGGGGGAAGCCAGCUUGUCUCUGCUCCACGCCAAUAGUGCCUGGCUGUGCUAUAGCAUUAAAGGACCUGCAUGUUGCUCUCAUUUGUUUGGGAAAUGAGAUCUGCCUUGAUAUACUCAAUACCAUUACAUGUGCAGCCUAAAAGCUUCCUUGUACUCAGUUAUUUCUAAUCUGCUCAGUUCCCUGGAGUGCAUAACAGCUAAAUUGAUAGAUUAUUUUAUCUAGUCUGGCAGGUUUGUUCUAGAUAUGCUGUGUGUUCAAGAGGUGAGGUCAGCUUGCCUGUAUAUUAUUUGGUUUUGCUGCGGCUUCAGGAAGGCUGUGCUUGCUGUGUGCAUGGUCCUGGGCUCAAUCUGCAGAUUUGCUGCUUCCAUAAGCUCUUGGGUGCAUAAAGUUUGCAGCCUGCAUGAUUGCCAAGGAUAUAUUAUAGUCCAAGUGGACUGAAGGAGCUAUAAGGAGGAAAGUGAGCUCCACGACAAGGCUGAGUAUGAGACUUGCUUCUUUUAGCAGCACAAAGUCUGAUGAAUUUUUAUGCAUUUCUCUUCACAGGAACCACUGAGCAGUCAGUACCUGGAUAAGGAUCAUCUCAUUGCCCUAGAUGGCAAUGGUCCCAAGCUGUCCUUGAGGCUGAGGUAGUAGAUUGAAUAGUUGUGGAGUCUUAUCCUCCCUUUGAGCUAACUAUACAAUCUACUGUCUUUCCUAAGGAGACAGUUAGAUCUUCAGUUCAUCUGCUUCGACACAAAGCAUGGAGACAGGUGGUGCAAGAAAUCCUGCCCUUCCACAAAGCCAGGGGAUCACACCAGACCUCUGUACUGCUCUGUGGAGAGCAGCAAUACCACCAGAGGAGAUACCACUCAGCCACCGAGGAGCAAAAACAGCACAUGGCACCAUUGAAUAACACGGUGGGUCUUCUCCUGCAGCAUCCAGGAUUGUGUUAUUCCAGGGAAUAACUACAGAAUAUCUACAUAAAGAAAAAUGUAUCUCUCAUUUUUAAUGGCUGCAAGAGAAACAAUGAAAUGAACUGGCUUAGCCCAAAAACUCAAAGCCCCCUGAGCUGAUCAGAUUUUGGCUGGUUGACCCCUGGAAGUACAUUCUGGUUUUGGACAAGUUUCCAGCUCUCCCAUGGGACAGAGUUAGAGGGUGGUUCUUUCUGAUUUGAUAAUCUCUAUCAACCCAACUCACAUGCAAACCCUGCUGGAGAGAUUAGGGCUCCUAUGUAUUUACGUAAAAUAAGCCAACAAUUCAGACCAAUGCCCCGUCCUCCUCAGGAGACAGGUGAGAAAGAGAGAUGCCAAAGGCAGCAAGUCCUAAUCCCUCUUGUUCCUGCCAGGUAGGUGGCACUGAUAUCUGAGAGCAGAUACAGGAGAUGACAGCCUGCUUCAGAGCUCUGGACUUGACAAGGGACAGAGAAUGGUUAUUUCUUCCCUUUGUGAGAAGCAGAUGGGACAACCCCUCUGUCACAUUCCAGAGUAAAUAGAAUCCAGAUCACAGGAGGGACUGUAACUCGAUGAGGGCUGCACCAGUUUCUCAAGACUGAAGGAUGUCUCGGACAUUAUCACUGGCAUCUCACUGCCAGGGAAACGCGUGAGAUGUGAGACACUGAGGAGCAAGGGCAAACCGAGGGCACCUUCUCAGAUGAAUUGGGAGGAAGAGAGCUGCAGUAAGAAAUUGGAGCCCUCAAAUUUCACCCUGGAAGUGAAACAUGGGGCGAUUCAGACCUGGCUGCUUGGGCUAUGGGACUCCCAUCAGUGAAGCAGCUCAUUUAAGGCUCCUCUGCUUCUUGGGAUAGGGCGUAGCUUCAGCAAGGCUGGGAUGGGACUUCCUCAGGCUGGGCAACAGCUGGAGGGUGGGGAUGCUGGAGUAUCUAGCAGCAGAGGAAUGCAGCCCUCUGCUCCAUACAUCUGGCUUUCCAGGAGUCAUGGGGACCUGUCACACAAAGCUACAGCUCGCUUCUCUUCUACACAUUCUCACCCCCUAACAGGGGAAGGGCUUCUACCCCCAGCAUUGCUCAGAAGGUACCAAAACAGCAGCACAAGUAUGGGAACAGGGCAGCACAACAGCUUCAUAUUUAAGGGGUGUACCCUGGAAAAGGAUUAAUCCUGUGAGUCCCAAACAAAAUCAACACUCCCCAUCCACUGCACUGAUGUUAAUGCAAAGAAUUUUAAGCAGCAAAACGGUAUGAGAUGAAAACCACAAAUAAAAUACCACUAGAAAUACUCUUCUGUGAAAAUAAACUUCCUUUGACUAUUGUA